This is a messenger RNA of Gongylonema pulchrum, 588 nucleotides long. The record is from the annotation of a GenBank genome assembly. Lineage: Eukaryota; Metazoa; Nematoda; Chromadorea; Rhabditida; Gongylonematidae.
AUGUCGAGCGAUGGGUUUCAAGUUGCUGGUCGAGAAAUUGAUGAUUUCAAGAGCGGGAAACUGAGCUUGUGCUUCUUCGAUAACCAUGCGGUAUCGCGCUCCAAAAUCUACACAUUGGUAGAAUCGAAUUCAUAUUAUGAAAUGUAUCAACACGUCCUGGAAGCUUUAAAGCUUUUCAAUGAUAAAAAUAAACUUCCGUUUUCGCGAUAUUUGAUCAGUGGAAAAACGGACGUUGCUCUUCCAGCAUAUCUUAGAAAUUCAUCGUCCAGGAACAGGGGAUUAUCACACAGCGAGUCAUCUUCGUCCCUAAACACCGUGUAUACAGAAUCCUCGGACUCGGCUGCUGAACAAGAACCUUUGCCGCCAAAGCAGAUAAGCGUUUUUGGUACUUCGUAUCCUGUGGAUCGACUCAAAUAUACGCUUGAUGGCGAUAAAGUGGCUGGAGGCUUGGAUGAUGCACAACGGAAUGCACUGUGCUAUGCGCUUACACAUGAACUUGCCCUAAUACAGGGUCCACCAGGAACAGGUCAGCCUGAAAGAUUCAUAAAUGUGGUCGGAGUCGAAAAUUUUACGAAUUUGGACUCAUAA